Molecule: messenger RNA, 2124 nt
Organism: Anastrepha ludens (Mexican fruit fly)
Lineage: Eukaryota; Metazoa; Arthropoda; Insecta; Diptera; Tephritidae
Product: medium-chain acyl-CoA ligase ACSF2, mitochondrial-like
Exons: 5
Coding region: 283-2088 (601 amino acids)
Biological process (GO): fatty acid metabolic process
Molecular function (GO): medium-chain fatty acid-CoA ligase activity
Source: RefSeq, a predicted model, not a curated record
UCUCGCAUCGUCAACACGAUUUGUUAAUAGCCGAUAAUUUGCUACACAAAAGCUUAACGCUUAACGUGGACAGCGAGCUGGAACCUUUGGCAGAUUGCUGUGAUUAAAUGCUAAAGACUUUAUUAAAAUUAAAUUAUCAUUUAUCAGUCCACUUAUCUGUGCUAUUUUUACUAGUAUAAAUAGUUUCGUGCUUUGCGCUGCGAUUGCCUUGCGUGUAGCGCGUUUUUAUAGAUAUUUUUUUAUUAACGUUUUUAUCUGCUCAAAGUCAGGAUAGUGAACGAAAUGCUAAAGGAGAAAUUGCAAACUAUUUCGCGACAUUUUUUCAAACGCGUCCUUGAAGCGAAGGGCUAUCCUUCAGCAGUUCUUUUACAUUACUUUUCUGCUCAAGCCCCCGCUGUUGUCAAAUCACACAACUAUCACCCGGCGCACCUGCACCACAUCGGCAAAAGUCCGUUAGUUUAUCGGAAUGUUGGACAGCAACUGGAAAGAGCAGCGGCCAAAUAUGGCAGUGCGGAAUCUAUUGUUUCAUGCCACGAAAAAAAGCGCUACACAUACCAAAGCCUCCUGGAGGAAGUCGAUCGUGCGGCUGCUGGUUUGCUGAAACUUGGUUUGAAGCCCGGAGAUCAUGUGGGUAUUUGGGCGCCCAACAACAUGCACUGGUACCUGACGAUGAUGGGUGCUGCACGCGCUGGCUUGGUGUCGGUCGGCAUAAAUCCGGCUUUUCAAGGACCCGAAAUUGAGUAUUGCCUGAAGAAGGUUAAAGUGAAAGCGCUCAUAAUGCCGGAAACAUAUAAGACGCAAAAUUAUUAUGAAAUUAUAAAACGCAUUUGUCCAGAGAUUUCAGACAGUUCUGAUGGGUGCAUAAAAAGCAUCAACUUGCCUCACUUAAAACACGUCAUUAUCGACUCACGGAAUAAGCUGAAAGGCGCACUCAGUUUUGAUGAUUUGCUUGGACUGAGCAACCCAGCCGAGCGUGAGGAUAUCUCUAAGUUGCAGCGCCAUAUAGUGCCAGACAGUGGCUGUAAUGUGCAAUUUACCUCCGGCACCACCGGACAACCGAAAGCCGCUGUGCUGUCACAUUACAAUUUCGUGAACAAUGGCAUACACAUCGGCAAUCGUAAUCAGCUGGACAGCAAUUCACGCAUUUGCGUGCAAGUGCCGCUAUUCCAUGCCUAUGGUGUGGUCAUUACGAUUAUGGCCGCCAUGUCACAAGGAAGCGCACUAGUUCUGCCAGCAGCUGGAUUUAGUCCCGCCGACUCGCUACACGCCAUUGUGGAUGAGAAAUGUACUGUUAUACAUGGCACGCCCACAAUGUACGUUGAUCUCAUCAAGAAGCAGCGAGAGCUGCAACUGCCCUUGAAAACGGCAAAAAUGGCUAUUACUGGUGGGGCCGCGUGUUCACCACAACUUUUCCUAGAUAUCCAAAAUGUGCUUGGAUUGGAUCACGUGCGUACGGUGUUCGGCAUGACUGAAACCACUGCAUGUAUAUUUCAGUCGCGUCCCGGUGAUAGUAUGGAGCAAAUUUUGAAUACCGUUGGCCAUCUGCAGGAUCAUGUGGAAGCCAAAGUGAUCGAUGCUCAGGGUAAAACCGUGUCUUUCGGCGAGUGUGGCGAACUGUGCGUGCGUGGUUAUGCAACAAUGUUGGAAUACUAUGACGACGAGGCGAAAACAAAAGAGACCAUUGGACGUGACAAGUGGCUUAGGACUGGCGAUCAAUUCAUUCUGCAGGAAGAUGGCUAUGGACGUGUUGUGGGGCGCCUAAAGGAGAUGAUCAUACGGGGUGGCGAGAAUAUAUUCCCCAAAGAAAUUGAAGAUUUCCUCAACACACAUCCGCAAAUUUGCGAAACUCAUGUGAUUGGCGUACCUUGUGAGCGUAUGGGUGAGGAAGUGUGCGCUUUCGUACGUUUGCAUGAUAGUGCCACGAAGUUGACGCGCGACGAGAUCAAGGAAUUCGCCAAAGGAAAGUUGGCGCACUUUAAGAUACCCCGUUAUGUGAUACCCAUUAAAGAAUUUCCCAAGACCACGUCGGGUAAAAUACAGAAAUUCAAACUCCUCGAAGCAUAUAACAAAGAGCACAAGGCAAAAUGAGGGACACGAAAUUCUAAUUUUUAUAAAAAAAAAUAA